Molecule: messenger RNA, 2460 nt
Organism: Pygocentrus nattereri (red-bellied piranha)
Lineage: Eukaryota; Metazoa; Chordata; Actinopteri; Characiformes; Serrasalmidae
Gene: hs3st4
Product: heparan sulfate (glucosamine) 3-O-sulfotransferase 4
Exons: 2
Coding region: 941-2254 (437 amino acids)
Molecular function (GO): [heparan sulfate]-glucosamine 3-sulfotransferase activity
Source: RefSeq, a predicted model, not a curated record
CUAUAGUGCCGCUCCGCCGCUUUUCGGUGAGCUCAGGCCGCGGAUGCUCACGUCGCCUGCGCCAAUCAGCGCGCCCCUCUCCCAGCCACUGAGAGGAGUCCAUGAAUAUUUAUGCGGAGGUUGUUCACUUUCUAGCGCUCAAAGUUAGUGGAUUAGCAGUGGGAGGACGGGGCUCCAUGAUAGACUAUCAGCACCGCUACCGCGCGCGGAUUAACAUUCAGCUCUUGCUCUUUUACCGCCAAGAACAAGAAAACAACAACAACAGAAUCUCGGCCGCGUGAAGGACUCCGAGCUCAGAGGAGCGGGGUCGAUCUCCCGGUGGGCGAAGACGUGCCUUGCGCACCACUUCAAAGACUUUGGCGUUUCUUUCUCGUUUCCCUUUUGUGUGAAUGUGAGUGUGUGUGUGUGUGUGUGUGUGUGUGUGUGUGUGUGUGUGUGUUAGUGAGUGUGCGCGCGCGCGCGCGCGCGUGUGUGUAAAAUGCCAAGACUUCGUCCAUCACCCUCUGGCUGCAUCAGGCUGGGCUGUUCGUUUGGAAGGACGCCAGACCGCAGCCCUUCUAAUCUGCAAGUUCAGUCCGAUAAAUUGUGACAAAGGCUGUCAGCAGCGGGAAUAAGAAAUCGAUGCGCGCGAAAGCGACGCGCGGUAUUCCUCUGGAAUUCUAACGAUCCGCUUCCCUCCUCGCUCUCGCUCUCGCUCGCGCCCCUCUCCAGCAUGCGGACUGAAGCUCGCUCCAACUCCUCCUCGGCGCUCGGGCUGUGAGCAGGGGGGCUCCCCGAUAGCGACACACAUUAUCCUGUAUUGCCGUCGUUCUUGUUGCCGCUAUUGCUGUCGCUGUUGUUGUUGUUGUUUGUUGUUGUUGAGUGUCCAUGCAAGACUUGAGGAGGUAGGGCGAGGAAACAUGUCUGGCCACUUCUCCGAGAGGGAUCACUGCUGUCAGAGAUGGCAUUUUGGUCCAGCACUUCGGUUUUGACUUCUAAAGUGCCCCGGAAAAUCCUCUUCAUGUUCACCCUCUCCCUCUCCGUCACGUACCUGUUCUACAGCUUGAUGAGCUGCUACAACUCCCAGCUGCAGUUCCCCCUCCAGGAGAACUACGUCUACCAGGCCAGGCUGGUGACGGAGGAGACAACUUUCGUGACGCUGAGGGAGAAACUUUACUCCACCGCUUCUCGGGCUUACUUCGACGAGGAGCUGAUAGAAAGGACGGUGACGGAGCAGACGCUCGUCUUCUCCACGGACAAGCGCGAUGCUGCGAGGGCGGAGGAGAGGACCGCCGGCUGGGAUCGAGCCCAGGCGGCCACCACGACCAGCAGCAGCAGCAGCAGCAGCUUCCACUCCGCGGCCGACGCCGCCGCCGCCGCUGUGGAGAAAGAGCAUCAGGACUUCAGCACCACGGACAGCGACCUCAGCCUCAGGAGAGCGCCCAACUGCACCUCGGAUUACGGCGAGAAGAAACUACCCCAAGCCAUUAUAAUCGGAGUGAAGAAAGGAGGUACUAGGGCACUACUGGAGGCUCUGAGGGUCCAUCCCGACGUCCGCGCGGUCGGAAACGAGCCUCACUUCUUCGACAGGAACUACGAGAGGGGGCUUGAUUGGUACAGGGACUUGAUGCCUUCGACGCUGGAGGGCCAGAUUACGAUGGAGAAAACCCCCAGCUACUUUGUCACGAACAGUGCCCCCAAGCGCAUCCACUCGAUGGCUAAAGACAUCAAACUGAUCAUAGUCGUCCGCAACCCUGUGACUCGAGCCAUUUCAGACUAUACGCAGACUCUGUCCAAAAAGCCAGAGAUCCCCACCUUUGAGGUUCUUGCCUUCAAGAACCGGACACUGGGCCUGAUCGACGCCUCAUGGAGCGCGCUGCGGAUCGGCAUCUACGCGCUCCACCUGGAGAACUGGAUGCAGUACUUUCCCCUCUCUCAGAUGCACUUUGUGAGCGGCGAGCGGCUCAUCGUGGACCCAGCCGGCGAGAUGGCCAAGGUGCAGGACUUCCUGGGCCUCAAGCGCAUUGUCACCGACAAGCACUUCUACUUCAACAAGACCAAGGGGUUCCCCUGCUUGAAGAAGCCUGAAGACAGCAGUACUCCACGGUGCCUUGGCAAGUCCAAGGGCAGAACUCACCCCAAAAUAGACCCGGACGUCAUCCGCAGACUACACAAGUUUUACAAGCCCUUUAACAAUAUGUUCUACCAAAUGACAGGGCAGAAUUUCCAGUGGGAGAUGGAGGAGGGAGGGGAAUCCCCUGGCUCUCGGGACUAAUGCACUGAAACCACUCAUAAAGCCCACUCCACCAGCCAAUCCCAACCUGCGCCAUCUGCCCAACCAGUGCUUCAGCACAACCAAUCAGUAACGGCUGUCUUUGCAAAAGUGUCUGUAUUAAUAGCAAACGUUCUACUGACCUGCUCUUUAAUCCCUCCUCGAAAAGCCAGUGUUCAUGGUGACAAACUAUUGUAUAUAUUAUACAA